Molecule: messenger RNA, 13709 nt
Organism: Spirometra erinaceieuropaei
Lineage: Eukaryota; Metazoa; Platyhelminthes; Cestoda; Diphyllobothriidea; Diphyllobothriidae
Source: the annotation of a GenBank genome assembly
AUGCAUAAAGAGGUUUGGAAAAGUGUUAAGGUUAGUGAAAUAACCAAGCAGCAAUUAGUUUCCUGAGUUUAUUUAACUCGUUCAGGCGCGCAGGGUCAAAAGGAACUAUGUAAAGCUCGACUUCAAAGAGUAAUCGUAUCGUCAGUCUUUGAAGCCUUUUGUAAAUUCGUGACUUAUUUCAACCCCACUUGAUGUGAUUUUUUGAUUUAGCUCUAUUCUUGUCCGAUUUAUACCACCCACUUGAGUGAGUAUGCCUGGUUUUCACCCAUUGUUUCUUGCUCUAUCACAUGCGUUGGGAUAAUAUUCAUUUGUUUAUAAGACCAUUUAAACAUCAUAAGCUGGGAUCACGAAGAGAAAAUAGAUAAAUUAACCAAUGCGACCACAAAUGUCCUGAGACAUUUCGGGGACAUAGUACGACAAAUCAGUUUGCACAUCAUUGGAUAUUCAGCGCCAAUACACACGUUUAACUGCCUUUCUUUUAGGAAUUCCUAUCAAGCCCUUGCCAUUUGAACGGGUAUGAAUUCAAUCUGUCGACCACUGAAGUCUUCCUCCACUCAUGCGUGGAUUCUCAACUGGCCACAUCUACCUUCAAGAGGUCUAUCAAGAAACCAGAGGUUAGCAGACUUGCGCCUAAACAACCGUUGUUCACCUUACAUUUUUUACAAACAAUGGAAGAGGCUAGUACAAGAAAUCCAACGGUUAGCGUAAGAGCAAGGAAGACUGAACUUGGCCUUGAGAAAAAACGUUUUCAGUAGAUGAUAGGAAAAUUGGCGCGACUUAUUCGAAAAACGUAUGCUGCAAGUGAGCUCGGGAAAAUAUAAAUGAAAACCAUUUUGUAACCGUGUGUGCUGCGCUACCGUAGUAGUCAAUCUUGUGACUGUUUCGUUGCUGGUAUAAAAACUCACUCGUGUGCAUCGUCGUUCCUUAUUUCCACAGCCGAUCCUAAUAAAUGGGCAUAUCAACUCGACUGCACUACAUUGUCCUUUACCAGAAAAAAAAACGUGUUCUGGCAGGUGGACGUUCGCCGAUCGUGCUAGGGGACACACUCGUCGCGUAGCGCCUUUGGGCUUAAACGUGAAAGCGGCGGUGCUCACCCUUUAUCCAGAGAUGAGGGCUGUCCUUUCCGUUUUAUGUUUGGCCGUCAUGUUAGUUAACAUCAAAUGGGCAUUUCUGGCAAUCGGGAUGGGUGAAACCACUGUGCGGACAGAGGAUUGUGUAUGCAUUAGCAGCAGUUCGUACGCAAGUGACGGUCAGCUUCAGAUGGCUAGAUGAAAGCACCAUACGGGGCGGAGACAUGGACCUCCCAUGUCAACCAUGCCAAAAAAAUGAAUCACUACCACCUAAACUGUCUCCGAACAAUAAGGCAGAUAAGAUGACAGGACAGGAUCCCGGGCACAGAAGACCGGCAACGGACAUGGGACCGGAAUCAACGGCAUUCAUGCUAUACUGAGACGACUGAAACUGCGUUGGGGCGGCCACCUCACGAGGAUGGACGACGAGCGCCUGCUCGAGCGACUCAUCUACAGCGCGGUCGCUAUAGGUGCUCGUUGACGGAAGUAAAUGGGCCUUCUCAGGACAGAGAGUCAGGCUGCAAUGGUUCGCCUCCUAUGUGACCUCCAAUGAAACUCAAGUGCAGAUGGGAUUCUGGCAACCCCUUUCUUAUUUUUGUGAGAACCCGGUCUACCACGCGCGGACCGGGCGUGUGUGGCACAUGUAGACGGAUGAUUAGUCGGCAAUAUGUGGUUAUGUAGCCCCGCCUGAUGGACAAAAUACUGCUGGGGCUGGGGUUAGGGUUAUGGUUAGGGGCUAGGGUUAGGGCUAAGGGUUUGGGUAAGGGGUUAGAAUUAGGAGUUAGUGCACCUAUUUCCCGACCACUCAAAGCACAACCGCGCAUUCCUAACAGCUUUUCUUUUGCACACAACUACUUGACCUCGUCGCCUGUGCGUUCCCCGGCCCCAACUGUAAAAACCCAAUUACCACCGGUACCGUAUUACAGGUGGAUGGGAUUUGUUUACUUCAGGUGGGACUGCAUAACCACAUUUGACCCAUUUAGCCCUGCCAGUCACUGCACCCGAUCUCGCCUCUGAUCGUCUUAAGUUGUUCUCGCUGCCGGGCUCAGAAGGGUGGGAAAGCAGAUGCUGCACACGUGGGACACGGUGGCUAUGUCAUCAUAUGCCGGCUGACGAAGUUCUGCAGCAGCAGCAGCAGUGAGGAGGAAUGACGCUAGCUUCCAGAUUGCGGCUCAUUCGAUGCGACCCGGCUGGACCUACAGGUUUGACAAGGCCGAAAUCCUCGCAAGAGGUGACAACUGCGUGAACCGCAAACUACCCAAGUCAUGGUUCUCGAACCCGCAUUCGAUUAAUAAGCUCAAUGACCUUCCACUACCCUAUUAUGUGUUACGGUUUUGCCUGGGAAAAACAGUCAGCCACGUGGCGAGUCCGCGAGUGACCAACAAUUCCGGUGAAUGCAGGCUAAAAUUACCGAGUAACUGUCAUGCCACGAAUCAGCGUCGGUAGUGAAAUGACGGCCACUAACGACUCGGGCACGGACCAACAAGCAAUCUUCGCAUCAAAUAAGAACCCCAGCGAUGAACCUGAAUGCUGACAAUUAUUGUGGCAUGGGGUCGCCGGUCGACUGUGUCCUAUAAAUACUGCGCUCCCUAUGCCUCGAAUACCCUUUUCUGCUCCUGUCUCUGGCGCUGCGCUCGAGAGAGGAUCCGAAACGAUAGGCCACUAAACUACUUGUUCCAACGGUCGCAUCUUCUUUUGAAUAGAGAAGACAACAAGUAUGUGAGGAUUGUAUUCUUCUAUAUCAAAACUCAGUCAACUCCACAACUAGCCCCUCUACCUGGGAAGUGGACGUAACCAGUUUCAAACUAGACUUAUUAUACGUUUCUCGUAAUUCCAUACUAGUCACACAGUGACUGCGCUCCUCGGCAUGAAGGUUGGCUCUAUGAAGUCAGGAGGAAAAUAGUCAUUCCAUUCUGGAGCACUGUAACCUCAGACCUGCUGCACGGUGCGCGUAUAUCAAGUCGAAAUUACAGGAAAUGCCCCCAUUAUAAGAAACAGGGUUCUGGUGAAAGCAGUCGGCUCGAAAAAAAAACUCAUUAACUGUGAAUCUCAUCUUGAAUAGAACCCUAAAGCAGAGAAUCGAACAGCUUUCGACAACUUUGGCGUGGGUGUAAGACGCCAGACACAUUUCAGCCAUAAGGACCUUAGAAGCAGAUUCUUGUAUCCCAAAAUUAAGUGCGUAAUAAAAACAGACUCACACAGGUCUGUCCGAAAGAACCAAAAAGGUUAUUCACUUAUGCUCGUAAAUAGAGGAAAAGGCCUGAACAUAUAAUUCGAAAAGGAGAUAUCAGCCGCACCGAGACCAAUAUGGGAAAGACUACUUGUCUGUUUGAGCGUUCUCUUUAGGACUUCACGUAGGCGCUCCAGAAAUUAAUUUAUGGAAUAAACACCCAAAGAAUGUGUUCAAUAUCUCGAAUCGUACACUUUGUACAAAAAGCCUGAGCCUCUUUUAGUAUACUUUAAUCAUAGAUUACAGUUAUGCUUGCUCCACAGACUGCAACAUCAUUUGCUUAUCAUUUUGUUCAUCUACAAAUACAAAAGCAUAAAAAUUGAAAACCCCAAAAGACAACAUAAUUAGCUGCAGACCUACGGGCCUUUCGCAAUCCAAGUCGAUGAUUAUUCAGAUAACCUGGCUCGGAACUACCUUAGGCGCAAAAACGUGUCGUCGCUAGACAAACGACGAGGGACAAGUCUGCCUGACAUAGCAUUGUUAAUAUUCUGGGGAUUAUCCAAAAUCUAUAAUUCCACCGUUCUCUGUUGGCCGGUUAUCGCCAUAAGGACCGACAAUACCUUCAGUCUAGCCAAAUGGGUGGCCAGAAAACGGAACUCCCAUUGAGGGGAGGGAGCCUAGGAUCUCCAAUAACUUCGUACUUCCUCGCCGACCUCCAAAAGGAAAAUUAUUAAACCCAACCAAACUGUGGUGCCGUUCGAUGUGAUUUCACUCUUCGCACAAAUUCCACCUACGUUUGCAUUCGGAGUCGUGCACUGACGGCUUGAAGAGAAGUACGAUGGAGCACGAAAUCCGUAAACAUCGAACAUCUAACUUACUUUUUGUGUUCUGUCCGCCAGCGUUUUCCAUUUUCGGUGACAGACGGGCUAGCGGUUCAAGGAAGCGCUGUUGAAUUCUACGGUCUUCAGCUUAGUUGCCACAAAAUUGCUACAAUAACUGGAAAGGGUCGCCCUCAACCACUGCAGAUGACAUUUCCAUUAUGGUAGGUGUGAACAGGCCAGCAGGCCUUCGGAAAUUGCUUAACAACAUAUCCCCUAACAUCCAGUUCACAAGGAGAAAGAAGUAGAUCAAGUGUCCCUCACUGACCUCGCCAUACGCAUUCGUAAUGGCGAACUCUGAAAGGUGGUACACUUAAAAGUGACCAAAACAAUCCAUAUUCGCAGUUAUAACAGCAACUACUCGGUGGCGCACAGGCACAGAUGAGUUGGAACGCACUCUCUUUCAAAGGGUAAACGCAUAAUGAGAUAGCCAACGCAACGGACCCAUGAACUCUGGUAACCACAGGACCAGUUCUCAGGGAAUGACUUUCCAUGGAACCCUAUGAACUGCUGUCUCCGCACAUACGCACAGAGAACAAGCAUGCUGAAACCACCAACAUUUUGCAAUUUUACCGUGUCUAACGCUUGCAUCGGAUGCGAUAGGACUCAUAGCCAAAGAUUUUUGUGUGGGUAAUUCCCAUCUUCCGGCGGUUACCGCGCGUGACAGAGUUGUAUGAAUGAAAGACAAAGUGGGUGCAAGUGAGCAGACUGCACAAUACAGCCGGGCCUGGAGGCAUGGAUGUCCGACUGCACCUCUGACAUAUUGGCCCGCCCACAGCCUACCAUACAUUGUGCGCCCACUGACAUAUGGUGCAGUCUCGUGCCAACGCAGAGCAAACGCGACCAAUGAGAGGAGAGUAGCCACAAGGGGAUAUAAACGUGCAGCCGUUAUUUUGUCUCUCUUGUUAGGCUCCUGUGGGACUCUGAUAGCCCAGGCGAAUAAAAUGACUGUUUCAGUAGUCGUGUACCUUUCGUUCUUGAUAUCUACCUACUGCCAAUACUAACAAAAAGGCAAAUUAUAAGAUGCAACUGACAAGAAGACUCGAUCGCUAGAAUGUGAGUUUGUAGCCGUCUCAUGCAUCAUAUUCGCAUUAGAACCCAUCACCAGAGUCGGCAACAGAGAGGGGUAGUGCAAGUGCAAAGGUUUCGGUAGAAUGCAGAGCCUGCCAAUCAAAAUUAAAAGGUCCCGCAUUUACCAUGGAUGGUCGUUCUAGAUGUGAUUACUGCUUGGUCGGUCGCAUUGGAGUCGUUAAUUGCUGCAUUUUCAUCGCCAGUGUUGGUUCGUGAUGUAAAACUAGAUCGGCGGUUGGUCCACAGAAGCGAAGAGGUGAGUAACCUAGAAGAAGAUCAGAAGGAUGAGAUAUGAUAGAUGGAACAGGACGUUUGCUCGCUCGGCUUUUCGGAGUCUUACUUCAAUCCAUCAUCAGAGACGGUUGCAGAUGGAUGAUGAUGAUGAUGAUGAUGAUGAUGAUGAUGAUGAUGAUGAUGAUGAUGAUGAUGAUGAUGAUGAUGAUGAUGAUGAUGAUGAUGAUGAUGAUGAUGAUGAUGAUGAUGAUGAUGAUGGUAGACUCGAGUGUGAACCGAAGACGUCAGGCAAAAGAAAGCCUUGUUCCGGGUAUUGUAUUUCAGUCUUCUGAUCAGCAAUUUGUCUAACAAUGCUGUCAUUACAGGUAGCUGACUCGCGCGCUCUCCCUGCGCAUAUAAGGCCAUAGCGCUUGCUGCUGCAUUGUGCGUCUGAGCACCAUGGUUAAAGCGCGAGAAUUUCGGCCUAAUUGGGUUUAACUGUGCGUCCUGGUCGUGGAAAGUGACCCGCGAUCCGUGCCUUGACGCCAUACCUCCUCAUUGCUGAUGAUUGGCGGCUGGAGUAGUGUUUUAUUUUUUCCACGUCGUUUCGCCAGCAGUAGGUAUGGGGUGUUGCAAACUCGAUCUAUAAAUGCCAUGUCAUCUAUUGUCCACCUCACCCAUCUGUUUCUUUUUCUGACGAUGAGUUCGGUCGUGAAUCCGCAAAGUCAGGCGACUUACUCUUUUACUCUUAGCGACCAACUUUGCCUCUCCCCAAUAAUUAUCGUGUUACUUGCAGGAAAGUCUUAUGCGUAAGAACUGGCCUUUAAUAACUACUACCCGCGAUUUUUACCUCUUGCAAAAAUGCAUGAUUUUCCGACCUUUGGCGAUGGCAACAUGUUUGCGUUUGGGAGUCCACUCUCUCAGCUAGCUACGCAUAACCAUCCUUAUUAAAGCAAUUUUUUCAUCCUUAUUAAAACGGGGUCUGGUCGAAAGUUUAAAAUGUUAAGUUAAACGUCACGAACAGACGACGAUUUGGUGACUCUGUUUCUGUACCCGUCAUCCAUUAAGUUAGGUGCUUCCCCUUGGUGGCCAAGACUAUCUUAGGUUCAGUGACUUGACCUUUUUUCGUAUUUUUAUUACUCGAAGUGUCACCUGCUUUCAUGUUUGCUCCUCAGUAAAGGAACCUAAGAAGUCAUAAAGUGCAGAGAGUCCGUUUAGGUAUGCCCAUUUACUUCUGGAAGUAAACUUGCAAGUCAUGACAUUAGAAAGUCCACUUAAGUGGAAAUCAUUUUAUAAUGUUGCAGGAGAAAACUGGUUAAGUUAGAAGGCCAUUAGAAUAGAAAAUAUCAGCAUACGGAGGGUCAUGGCUCGGAAAUGUCAGACGCGAAGUUACCUAAUAAAAAUAGAGCUAGACACCACUCUGGGGGCAAAUCUACAAACCAUAAAAAGAUUAUCUAGCGUCGUAGAAUCUGCCCCGCAUUCAUUAUGCUUUGUCCGCAUUCAGCAUUAAAAACUCCUUCAUACUUUAUAAACAGGGUCUUCCAGAAUACCUGAAGGUUAUUGGGACUGGCAGGCCCGAAGAAUGCCGUCGACUGGUGUCGUCCCUCUUCGAUUUUACUACGUGCAAGUAUUCCUCCUGUUCUUUCAAUGAUGUCUAUCAGCCGCCGAUUAGUGGGAAGUUUUAUGUACGUUUAGUCAGACUCCUUAAAGUGUUAUUCUUUAUGCAUAACCGAAUGUUUUUUUGUCGGAAACAAGAAUCGCCAGAAGUAAUAAAUUGCAGCUUUUUGCCCAACACAUCUCUGCCGAUAUGACUUACAUGGUCGAAAAGUUGGUCCGUAUAUGUGCAUUAUACUGAUGUUUUCCAUUUGCAGCUGACUAAGCGUUCUUAGAUUUUAUUCGCUCUCUUGCUUCUAGUCUAACAAUAAAUGUUCUUAAUUUAAUAAAUUAUAUUAUCUAAACAAAUCAGCGCGGAUGUGACAGACACAGAAGGCUUAAUGCUAACAAAGGGCGGGCAAAGAGUUUCACUACCGGUCAAUUUGCUUUUUUCUGAAAUCUGUUUUAUUGUAAAAACUCAUCAGCCUCGAUGGGGUUCAGACGCUCAACAGCAAGGACAGGGCUUGAGUACAACUCCUUAACCACCUGGGCUGCAGGACCGCGAACGAGAGCUGUGAUUUGAAUCACAUUUGUGUCAAGUUACCCAUCCAGUCUACUGCAAUGUAUGGGAUUCACCAGUUCUGAUGCAGUAAGCUGACUGCCUGGACAAGCAUGGUGUUGCAUAUGCCACACAGACGAACGUAGAAGAAAUAGGGACAAAGACAAGGGAGACUAGAACAACAACUUCUGGUUUAUUUAUCUUCAUCAGUCAGUCAGUAAAGCAGAGAGAACGUGAAAUUUCCCGCCAGCUAAUCGACGACGUGUUACGUCUGCGUGAAAGGGUAAAAUAAAGUCGCAUUGGCCAAAUACCCUAGAGAAACUCAUUUAAGCAGACUAUAAUAUGUCUCCCGAAAUACCAAAUCAUGAAAGUUGAGACCAAUAAUAGAACUUGUGUCAGUUAACUCGAGGUCGGCCUCCGGAUGGGAGGAACCCCUGAAAUACACUGCGCAAUGUUCCCUUUGCAGUUAGGUUCCUGUCUCAUUCUUAAUUCAGCCAAUUACAACAGCGAACCUCGACUGACUAGGCACAGAGUCCCCAACUCGACACCUCAGCUGGUAGCAAGCUGCUGCCUUUCGUUUUCUAUUAAACAAGACUUGGACCAGUUAUUAUGACGUUUAAGAUACACUCAAUACCCGAGUCGCUACACAUCAUCCACCAGUAAAUGCUUUCUUGUCCUGUAUAUUCCGGCGAAAUCGCCUUCACCAACCGUGCCGAAAUUUCCAGCGAUGAUAAACAGACAGAACUUAAUAAACGGAACAUGUGAUCUUGUUUGGGCUACCUCAUACGCUGAACUUCCAGGAACUCGUCAGGCUUCGUAUAAACGCCGCUCUUGUUCUGAUUAUGGCUUGGCGGGACUGUAGGGCAAGCCAGGAACUGUUAUUUCAGCUUCUUUGGUCUGCGUCCGUAAUAUUUUUCGAUCAUUGAUCACUCGUCUCUAUGACGCCAUCUCCUGGAGCCCUAGACCUGAGCUCUGAUACAAAACACAGCAUCCAUUUUCCAUCCUGCAAUUAGGAUAGACUGACGCAACGUCAGUGUAACAUUCCAGUAGUGGUGAUUUUUUUGUUCAUGUUUUACCACCAAAUGCCUGUUAGUAAUCAGAAUCUCUAUUAGAACAAUUUUUCUGUAUAUCCUCUACCACCGGUCGAUACCUUUUUUUACCAUUCCUGGCGGUCGGCCACCUUGGUUUGCUGUCGCCCCAGAUCAAGACAUGUUGAGGGUAAGCGUGCAGGACUGCUACUCAACUCACCGCACGAAUUAUCCGAGUUAUACUUACUGUCUUCUGACAUGCCUUUGGCCUCGAAUGCGCUUAUUCCGAUGAAGAUACUGCCACCGUACCAAAAUUACCAGUGCCAUAUGACCUUAACAACUACUUAUCAUAGCCGAGAGGAUGCAACAGGUGGCUCGAUAGCCGACUGAGUCCGGUUUCGAGUCACCGACCUUUGUGACAUUUAGUUGGGAUAUCACCGACUGCUGAGAGCAAAAAAGCCAUCUGCCUUUUACACUUCCAAAUGUUAGCCUUCCUACCCUUUAUAUCAUUACCAAGUGUGAACUGAGGCAGAAACAUUACUACACUGCUACGAAUUUUGCUCCACAGGUUAACAUUAUCUUGUUGACCUACGCCUGACGCUCCGUCUAACCUUUUAUAGGCCUUUGCCGCAUUUCGAUAUCUGACAAUCUUCCUCGAGUUCCAGAACCCAGGAAUAAACCUAACGCGCAGCCAAACAAUCAAGGCUGUUGACGAUCUCUGCCGUACGGACUGGAAAAAGGUAAAAUUACCCAGAUACUACCUAAACUCGUCUUGGUGAUUAAUGCAAUCUCCUCCUCCUCCUCCUCCUCCUCCUCCUCCUCCUCCUCCUCCUCGCCCUUCUGUCAUUUAGAAGUCAGUUGUAAAAAUCACAUCUCUGCAUCUUUUCAUACUACCUCAUGAUUAACAGACAAACACAGCAAGAAUCGGACAUAUCAUGAAAGCUCGUCUCGACAAACUCAAAGAACUACAUGUCAUUAAACCCGACAGGCGUUCUGACUUCGUUCUAGUAAAUAGAAUAAAUGAGCAUCAAUAAUAGUGAAGAUGCAGUCCCCCGACGACAUGUCAAAAGAAGAAUGGGCGUUCGUUCAUCGGGAGUGGUUUUCUUAAGGUCUGGCGUUUCGAGCUGCGAGUUCGUCUUACUCAGCUUUAGAAAUGUGAUGUAUGCAAAACAGAAGGUUACUUGGAAAUAGGACGUGUACUGAGUACGAGAGACAGCACAAGUGAGGAGGCUUGUGGAAACGGUUGGCUAUAUGGCAGGGGGGAAUGUCAUAGGCUGAUGCGUGGCCAAUUAGCACAAAGAAGGUCUAAACAGGGGUACAUGACCUUGAUCGUUCUCUUGUCACGCGCAUGCGGCAUGACGUCCUGACAGCCCCGGCAGCAUACGCUGCAGGAAACUGGAGAGUAAUGCGCACAGCUUUUUCUGGGUAGGGCGUCAAUUUCGACUGUAGGUCCGCAUCGGACCCCCGCUUCGCUGUGACCCUUGUCGCCCUCGCCCUCACCGACCGCGACGAUAAUUGGCGGUCGUGGCUGUGGCACGCCACCACUGUCUCCUGUCAGGACAGAUCGUAAAACCAGAUGGGGGGAGAGGUAAAUUGGUGUGGUAGUUGGCCGAACAGUCGGUGGACAUCCAGGUUCCUUGUACCUGCCUUAAUUUGUGAUCAUCGUCUCGGCCCACAGUCCGGACAGCGUGAAAGGUAAAGAUGCGCCUCAUCUGCGCGGCGUAGGAUGCCAUCUCAAACAUUGGGUUCAACGUUAUCACGGUCAGCUGAUACGCAUACAUUGGCCUUCACAACUGACGGCCGGCUUCUCCAACCUCCUUUUUUUAAAAAUGAGCAUGUCUCAAAAAUCAGAUCAAUCUGGGCUGAUGACACUAAGCUCGGAAGAGAGAGAGGCAAGAUAAGAACAAAACCGAGGUCACAGAAGUCCGAUUCGGAAACUGAAAGGCCAAGGUUUCCUUAGUGAAAAACGUUCGAGGCACUUAACCCCACCGACAAAAGUCUCCCCGCGGCUGCGUGGUUUACCAGAGAUCCACAAACUAGACUUCCCUAUGAAGCCGAUAUUAAGCAUGAGCAACUCGACAAAAAUUACAGAGUGGCUGCCUCUAUCAUGCGUCGCUGUCAGGCUGCUGGUUUGGCUCGAGAGAGGGAGAGCCCGUAAGGCACAACGGAACGAGUGAGUUCCGUAAAAACGAUCGGUGAGCGCCCUUUUACCACUAAGAUCUACUAAGGCCGAUUCGACUCAAAAUAGCACCAGCAGCCUGUGAGACGCUUUUGAACUCAUCAACUCUGUAAGAAACACGAAUCACAAUGGGGAAACGGGGUUAUCCUUAGAUUGCCGUCUUUGUGCACCGGUAUUGCCAGGUCGUUAGACAGGAUUUUCCCGUUGAAGCCCUGAAGGAUCUUCUCUCCUGCUGCCCACUGAAUGCUCAACUUAGAUUCGAAGGUGUAGCGAUGGGACUGCUCCUUGGCAGAUGUCUUCAUGGGAAACCAGAAAAGAACAAGCUCUAGUCGAUUAUAGAGGACCUUUAUUCCUAUCCCCAAUACCUUGAUGCUAAUCUCACAAUAUCUGAGAAGUUUGAUUUAGUCACCUUUCUGGAUAAAGUGAUUCAAGAUCAGAAGAUGAAGAUGCGAUCAUUGGGACAAGAAAUUUAUUGGCCUGACGUUUCGGAUUCUCAAUCGAAUCCAUCAUCAGAGACAUUCACCAUCGUUGACCUUCACUGUGGAAAAGUGAAGGGAUAGUGUCUUCCACUUCUGGACGUCUCCCUUAGUAAAACACCUGAUGGAACAAUUUGCAGAAUGACAUUUCGCUAGAAAAAAUAAAUUGGACAAUACGCAUAUUUCUAUAAUUUGUCUCCCUAAGUCUGAAACGGGGACUAAUUAACUGACUAAUCAACCAAACUAGGAGACUAUGCACUCCAGCUAUGUCGGACCACAAACCCGCCUUCAUAUGGCACGCUCUGCAAAAAUAUUUUCUCCAUUUAAUUUGUUAGAAGAUACUGGGAAGAGAGUCCCCCAAAAGCGGACACGCUGAUGGUUAAAAAGGAAGAGCUAGCCCUACAUUGUCGCUUUGAGGGGACCCGGCAAAUGAAACCCCAAAACGUCACCGGAACUCCGAUGCUGCGCACACGUAGCCAAAGGCGGAGACAAGAUUAAUUUUCUUAAGCAUUCUCCUUUUUCGCAUCGAAAAUAAGGAUAAGUUGCACUUUCAGACUUCGUCAUUGCGCAUGUACACCUUCACUUGUUCUCAUGGGGCAGGUUAAAUUUUUCUAACAACUAGACGCCUAUCCGAGGGACGGCGAGUGCACCAUCCUGCUUGGUUAAGUCAGGGCACGGGUAAGUCCAUCUCUAGCGCGAUUGUGGCUCGUCUGAUUGGCAGCGCCACCGCGCAAACGUCAGCCAAGCAUUUCAAACCGUACCCAAAAUAGUGGUGAAACACUCAGAAUUCCUGAGCUGAGGGAUGCUUAUGACGGCAGAGGCAGUGGCUAUUCGGUUAUCCAAUCUAACCGUAUACUCGCAAAAGGCGUUUUCUCAAGUUCUCCAGCCACCCUUGUCCAAGCCGAGCCCAGCGUAUUCCUACUCGCAUCCAAUCACGUAGCGUAAAAAUGAGAAAACACAGACACAACCCAGCGACAUCCUCCGCCUGGCAGAACUACACCCCAAUUCUUCCUGUUGUAAUUGUCUGCACCAGACCCACAAUAUGACGCCCUGAACGCUGCCUGUCAAUCCCCCUCAGCUAUUUUUGAAAAGCGUUUAAAGCAUAAACUCAUGAAUUCCGUUUGGAGAUGGUUAAGCCUGUUGGCCAACCGAACUCUCCUUAACGCACUCGCGCAGCUAUGGAAAAUCUCUCUGACGUGCAGGGGACGUUAAGAAUAUGGCCAAAAUUGAAAUAACCGCUGCCGCUGUGCAGAGAGCCUAUUCGCGGUUUGAACGGUGCCAGUGUCUCACCCUCUUGGGGAGUGACUAUGUUCCACUCUGAUAGAUCAGCCAAUUGGGUUGAUUCCAAGAUGUCCAAACGUCGAAAUCUUCGAGUGAUGCCCAUAUUAAACUUCUCGGUCAAAGCACUUUACUUCACAUAGUGUGCUCCCAUCAACACGCGAUUUGGCUUUCCUUAUUCGAUCAUAUGUGAAGUACAAGAGGUCACCUCAAUGCUCUCCUUUCAGGUUGUCGCCACUUUCCCGGAGGAUAGCCUAAAGUACAUCGCAGACAACUGCUACGUGGGCGUGCUGAUGGACAACCUGCUUCACGGAUACGGCUUCAGAGAUGAUGAGAGUUGGAAAAGGAUCGAGUUUGUUGAGAAGGUAAGGAGAUCCACUGAUCACUACUCCUCUCCGCUUCUCAGGUUUUGGGCUCAUAAGGAGGGCAAAAGAUCGAGGUUUCUCGUGCCUGUACUAAAAAUUACAGAGGUAGCUGCGAUGACUUCGAGGUCAGUUGCAUGCAGCACACGGCGAGUGUAAUUAUUACCACGCCGACUGCAAUUUACGGUUAAGAUACCGAAAAUACUAAUGACAGUCAGGCAAGGAAGGAAACGAAUAUGCAUGCCUCCUGAACUAUCUUCCUAUAAAAUGCCUUUGAUGCAUGAAAACAAGCAUUCAGAACAAAAACUAUUUUUUCCCUUUUUAUACACAUAUCCAAGACCACGUUCCCUCUCCUAAAAGAUCUCCGUUGCCACAAUUACCGCACUACAGCUGACCUUGCGCUAUAGCCCGGGAGGUAUAUAAAUCCGUUCAUUAUCGUUAACGACACAAGUAACGAGCAUAUGAGUCCACGCCCAGACAACGUUGGACUGUUCCAAUAAGCUGGCUGCGCUUCGUAUGCCUGGUAGUGACUGAAAUUCCGAACAUGCUCUACCGGAGAUAAAUUUCUGCCUGGCGGACAGCUUGGACGCCAGUCCUCUUUCCGAUCAGAAUUCAGAACUCCUCCGGCCUUUACUUUCAACAGAUUGCUGAAGCUCCGGCCAGCUGGGCCCUCGGUUACGCGUUGGAUGCGACGGGACGGAUCCCCACCGGGAGUCCAGUCUCACACAUUGAUCCUAUGGCCAUGGCAGUUGGACUCACCUUCCUCCUCUGUCUCCUCUUCGUCCUUCUUCUCAUCCUCGUCGGCAUUAAGAAGCACCGACUGGUAUUGUAG